AUGGGCACACACAAUGACAUGAGAAAUCGUGUGCGUCUCAGGCGGACUGAUGAUCGUAGGCGACAGGGGAAGGUUGAGAUGGUCCGCGCAUGGAUCUUUGAGAAGGGGAGGUCCCUUACGAGUGUGUUUAUCGAGCGCGUCCUUGGUCCCUUCUCUCUGACUCCUGCACGGAAUGCUUUCUCUUACCGUUUGGCCAAGUUCGGUUUCGACUACUUCAAGAUGUUUGUGCCGGACAUCCUGCAUGACUUUGAGCUUGGUGUCUGGAAGGCUAUAUUCCUGCAGGUACUGCGCUUAUAUUCUCUUGUCCCCGGCUUCGGCCGAGAUGUCAUUCGUCCAUUCCACUCCAAUGUUUCUGAUCUCAAGUAUCAAGCUGGACGUGAUUUCAAAGAUCUAUUGCAGUGCUCCAUGCCAUGCAUGGAAGGGCUUCUUCCCGAACCAGCACUCGACAGAAUCCAUCAGGACAUGCAGUUCACUCUUAUGGAGUUUCAUGCAUAUGGAAAGCUUCACAUGCACUGGGACAUGACUAUUGCCUGGUUCCGUACCAGCACAACUCGCCUCGGUGCUUACAUUCGCCACUUCAAGCGGGAGACUGAGAAAGUCUAUCGUACGACUGACCUACCCAAGGAGGUUCGCGCGCGCAGCAGGCGCAAGGCAACUCAAAGUACAGCUUCAUCUGGUGCUGGCAUUGCUGCAACUACAGCCAAGGAGCGUACUCUCAGUAUCAAUACUUCGAAGUAUCACAACCUCGGUCAUUUCGUUGAGGCUAUUCCUGAGAUCGGGUCUCUUGUUGGGGGCUCAACAGCGCAGAGUGAGGCUGAACAUCGACGGGGCAAGAGCGAGUUUGAACGGGUCAGCAAGUCAGACUUUGUGUGUGGGAUAUCAAAGCUCGAGAGGCGCACGAAGAAGAUCCACAUCAUGAACGAGUGGGACAAGAUUGCCAAGAGUGAUUCGCCAUCUCUACGCUUUCAAGACAGCGAGCCACUAUCAUUCACGGAACCGCACGAGCAUCAUCAUAUUGCACACUCCCAGAACUUUGCAGUUGAUAUGAAUAGCUGGCUCCACAGAAACCGAGCCGAUCCUGCCUUUCAUGGCUUUCUAUGUCUUCUGAAAGAUCAUCUACUCUCACGCACAACAGGAGAACCAGACGAUGGCCGCUUUAACGUCAAUGAUCGACUCGCUCUGAAGAUCUCGAAGAAUCGCAUCUACCGACACAAGGUCGUACGAGUCAGUUAUACUACUUACGACAUGCGCAUCGAUCAAGACAGCAUCAACCCAAGCUCGCAUCCUUUCAUCAUGCUCCUGUCACCUGCACCCGAAGGUGGGCACCCGUACAUGUAUGCUCAGGUCAUCGCAAUCUUUCACCUUCGUGCAACCUAUCAUGGCGAUAAGCCUGCGAGCAAGAAGGAAGAGCUGUACAAUGUGCUGUGGGUACGGUGGAUGAUGCUCGACCCAGCACACAAGGGUGGCUUCCGAGCAAAGAGGCUAUACCGUGUCGGCUUUGUGCCCUAUGGCAAUCCCGAUGUCGAGCCAUUCGGGUUCAUUGAUCCCGCAGACGUGCUCCGGGCGAGCCACAUGAUCCCGGCAUUCGCACAUGGCCAGACAGCAGCCCUCAUAGGCACAUCUGUCGUUCGUCCAGAGCUGGGCGAAUGGCGAUGGCACUAUGUGAACUUCUUCGUUGACCGUGAUAUGGUCCUUCGAUACCGAGGCGGUGCACCCGGUCACACGAGUACACGCACGGCCACCGACUAUUUCUUAGACGACCUCGAUAAACUUGAUUUGGAGGCUCGCGAGGCACAGAGAGCUGCCGACAAAAGCCGAUCGGACGAGGAUGUGGAGAUGGACGAGGACUCGCAGAUGGAGGACGACGAAGACGAAACUGACGAGGACGAGGACGAAACCCGAAGUGCGGCGAGCGACGAGUCAUUCUAUGAGAGUGGAGAAGAGCAGGCAUUCGACGAGCCAGAGCCCAGUGCAGAGGAAGCACGCUACACGACCGAGCUAUUCACCGACGUCGACUUCAUUGCUAUAGGUGCAGAAAUGGGACGGACAGAUGGAGGAGAGCAGUUUGUCGAGUCUCGCAAGGAUAUACGUGCACGGGAGGAGGAGGAGGAAGACUAUGGUAUUGACGGAGUGGUCUCGGACGAGGAGGUGGCUAAUGACGAUGACGACGAGCCGUACGACCCCGAAGACGGAGAAGGCCCCGAAUCCUGA
This is a messenger RNA of Peniophora sp. CBMAI 1063, 2211 nucleotides long. The record is from the annotation of a GenBank genome assembly. Lineage: Eukaryota; Fungi; Basidiomycota; Agaricomycetes; Russulales; Peniophoraceae.